CGCUCGCCGUGAAACAAUUUAUUCCUGUCAGUCCAUCAGGUUGCUGCAAAGACUCGUCGUCUUCGUUAUCAGCUUUCAGCUGUGCUUAUCGAUCGUCUUCUUCGUGCGCGGUUUGUUUGUGUCCAAAAUUCUGCAGCUUGAAAGACUCAUCGGGAGGAAAAAAAACUGAAAAGUCACCAGCUAGAGGGCAAAAAAGUGCGUGCAAUAUUGCGGUGGUUAGCGUAAUAAGAUGUAGAAAUUGGUACCCCACUUUUCCGAGGGAAAAGCACCAGCAGCGUAGCAACAAGCCAGAAGAUAAACGACCAGAACAGACAAAAUUUACCAUGGAAUCGGAUUCCCACCGGAAGCAUCGGAACGGAGCCGAUGACUACGGGGACGGCAACGGCGAUCGGGAUUUCCUGGGGCUCUCGACGACCAUAGCCCUGCAGCGACUGCACGACGAUAUCGAGACGGUGCUGUGCGCCUACGAGGAGCGAUUCGCAAAGAAGAGGUGGCUGACCAAGUUAAAACCACCAUUCGCAGGAGGGCCGUUGAGUGUGCUCAGUUGGUUUUCCCUGCUGAGCACGGUGGCGGUUGUGGUUGCCUUCUUCCUGGUCGGAUACUACUUUUCGGCGGGUUUCAUUUCAAGCUUUCUACUCCUAACGGUGGUCGUCAUCGUUCGGGAAGACAUCCUCAAGCAAACGGAAAUGUUCCGCAAGGUCCGUAUGGUGCUGGAGGAAAUCAAGUGCGGCACCGAACUGUGUCGCGAUUGGACUCCCUCGAACUAUCCGCAUCUAUGCAGUCCGCUGUCCCCGUGCGUAACCCUUCAGUGGACCUAUCGCGAUGGAAAAAUAGUAAACCUCCCGUGGGCACUGCUGGUUCGAGGAGACUACAUCGUUAUGCGCCCUGGCCAGGUCUCACCGGGAACGUGCUCCGAGCUGUCCGGAAAGCGGACCUUCAAAUGUGGCGAAACCUACGGGCUGAGUCAGGAGAUGGAACCCCCGAAAAAGCCAACCGCUCGCGCCCCGAUGUCCGAUCUUACUUGCAUUGUGGAAGUUACGCCGUAUUUGGAAAAUCUACGCACCACGCUCGAUAACUUCCUGAACCGACCCACCACCAUCAUCGACCAGCAGCGUGACCUUCUGAUUAGCAAAUGCAUCCAACAGUGGGGCUUCCUGAUCGUCAUUUUCCUAACGCUGACCGUCGGCGCCCUCCGAUAUCUCGGCUACUAUCUGAACGGCAAACUACCCACCAACUGGAUGAAUGUCUUCCUGUUGAAUCCCUCGGCCGCACUACUCCCUGUUCUGCCGCUCAUGUUCCCGCUGCUAUGGAUAACCAUCAACCUGUGGGGGACGGCCCGGCUCGAGACGCUUCUGUCGAUUCCGCAGUCGGUGAUGCGAGCGGAAGCGCAGAAAUCCUUCCAGGAGGAUCUGGACACACCGACCGGGGACCUGGAUCUCGUGAAGCUUCCACGGCGGAUAAUCGCCUACUUCUGGUGGCAGCUGUUCCGCGGCCGCAGCGAACUGCUCAGCCGGAGUGCAAACGUGGUCCAGGUUCUGGGAACCAUUACGGCUUUGUGCUGCGUGGAUAAGAAGGGAAUUUUAUCGUGGCCAAACCCAACGGCCGAAAAGGUGUUCUUUCUGAGGGAGGCGUCCAACAGUGAAAACAACGGAUCCGACAAGUCGGAGCAGAGCAGUCUGAACUCGCAGUGCUGCCAGGAACACUACCACCCACUCUCGCAUAUAAUCGAGCUGAGUACCCAUAAGGAAGGCGUCGGUGCGGUCGCCGAAGUGCUGGACCUAACGCACGAUCAGCACAGCCCCUUCAAGCUGGAGUUCGACGAUCACGACUUCAAGAAUCACCUGACCUCGCUGAAACCGUUGGGGCUGGCGAUUCUGGUGAACACGUGCUGCCCCCACACGCAGGCCCACUACGCCAAGUUUUGCGGCCACGUGACGGCCGUCGCGAUGCUGGACAAGGACUUGGUCCCCGUGACCAAUCGGUAUGCGAUUGUAGAAUCGAGUUUGAAUAGCUUUAUGCAUGGCCGCUGUCUGUGUGAGUUGGCGCGCCAAAUCGGAUUCACCAAGCAAGCGCGGGACAUCUUCAGCUUGGAAGGCCAAAUCUCCAGCUAUCGUCAUCUGCAACCGGACGUGGUACGGAGGGAUAUCAAGUUCGCGCGGUCUCUCCAGCUGGCGGCCAAGGUUAAGGUUCCGUUUCCUCACUCGCUGUCGGUGGUGAUGCGAGAGAAUCCGGGUGGUUCGUUGCAGCUGUUGACGCAGGGAACGGCCGACAUCGUUUUGGACAGUUGCGACGACUACUGGGACGGGCAGGAUCUGCAUCCGUUGACGGAGAAAGAACGGAAGCGAGCUCAGGAUUUCUACCAGAGAAGUGCCCUGACGGCGUACUGCACUGCGUUCGCAUACAGGCCAUUGCGGCGCGGCAUAACGGGGGCCCUGUCGGGGGGAAUUGGUGGAGAUAUUGCUUAUUUGGAGUUGCCCCCGGAGACCAAGCAUCGGAGAGACCUUUUCAAUAGGGAGCAUUCGUUGGAGUAUGACAACGGAGGAGCUCCGCUAACGCAUCAUUCUAUCAGCACGGAUUCGCUGCUGUUCACUGAGAAUAGAGACGAGGAUAUCUCCGAUGCGGAAGGUUGCUUCGAAAUGCAGUGCCACCAGGUGUUCAUCGGGAUGAUCACGAUGCAGUAUCAAGCGCAAACCGAUAUCGUUCAGCUGAUCGAGCGAUUGGAAAGGGCUUGCAUCCGGUUUGUGCACUUUAGCAAAGAGAACGAAUUGCGAUCCAGAGUGUUUUCGGAAAAAAUGGGCCUGGAGUCCGGCUGGAAUUGCCACAUUUCCUUGCUGAGCGAUAGCGAGAGCACAGUGGCAUCUCCUACGAAGCAGUUUGAGUUCAGAAUUCAUCCGUCAGGCUCGAAUACCCACUCGCAGGUUGAGGAAGAGAACGAACUCAACAAACUGCUUCCAAAUUUAGAAAGUUCUAAGCCUCUGAGUUCGUCAGCCCCCGGUGCAAUAUCAAAUCCAGACACUAGUCUCCUGGAUCCGCAGCUUUGUAAUCAGAGCAAGAAUCCCUCCGUAGACUGUUCGCGGGAAAGUUUCGAAAUGCGAGACCUCCGACAACAGCGUCUACAUCGGGGGACGUCACAAGACUCGGCCAUGGAUUGUGCCGGACAUGACGAUAACUGCCGAUCAUUAAGCUGCUUGACAGAUAGCACCGAACAAAGCGCUCCGAUCAACUUCGACAUGUCCAAUCGCGCCAAGCUUCCCAGAGGCAUCGAAAACAUUCGGCCCCACCUGGAAAAUGUGGACAACGUUCCACUGCUUGUUUCAUUAUUCACGGAUUGCUCAGCCGAAGCUACCAGAGAGAUGCUCAAAAUAAUGCAGCAGUACGGUGAAAUCGUGGUAUGCCUUGGAUCUUCUGCGUCUAACUCGAAUUCUGAGAUCUUCCUACAAGGUGAUUGCUCAAUAGCAAUUGAACCCUUGUAUCCGCAAGUAUGUCAGGACUAUCCAGCGUAUGCGGAAUCCAACAUCUACAACAACAAAGCCAAACUGCAUCGUGUCGCACAAGGAAAACUUCUACUGCCGAGUCCCCAGAAGAUUGUUACCAUUUCGCCAAUCUACCUCAGUCGUAUGCUAAACUCAAUUUCCUGCUCGAUAGCAACCUGUCGAGAUGAUCCAAUUUCCAUCGUAGCUGUCAUCGAGCUUAGCCGUCGGUUCAUCCAAGGCCUCUGGAGCUGCAUCCAAUUUUGGGCUUGCUGUGCUGUAUCGCUUGCCGCAAUGAACACGAUCACCGCCAUCCUAUCGCUUCCACCGAUGGUCGUACCGCAUCACGUUCUCUACGUGAUGUGCUUCGCUGUGCCUCUGAUAUCCCUCUCCUUACUGCGGGUAGGAUCAGAUCCAGCCAUCAUGAAGCGGGCCACCGGCAAAAAGCAAACCUCCCUCGACUCCCGGUUGGUGCUCUUUGUGCUCUGGUGCUACGGCAUCAAGUUUUCGCUGGUUGUUCUGUUCCUGGUCAUAUCCUACUGCUCGUUCCUGUCGCACCCGAUCGAGAUCUUUUCCGAUGACGAAGACGACGUGGAUGGCAAUCUGUCCCAGGACCUCGCCGUCGCCCGCAGCUUCAUCCUGCUGGGCAUCAUCAUACACUUCGUAAUGAUCAGCAGUUCGUUCGUGCAUCGAGAUUAUACGUCCUUCAGGCGAAGUCCGCUCGGAAACCUCUGCUGGGUAUCGGCCAGUGCCGGGCUGCUUCUGUUCCACACCCUCACCAUCGUGGUUCAAAUCUGCACCGACGACUACUACUGGCAGGAGAUGGAUCGUGUUUGGCCGAUCGUACUGUUCCUGGUACUAACCGCGAGCAUCACACUGGCCCUGACCGAGUUCUUCAAAUGGGAAGAAAUCAAGGUCAACAAUCGGUACAUUAGGCGAGCACGUUUGGACUUUGGCACAAAACUUGGAAUGAACUCACCAUUCUAAACGAGCUUCGAAUCGAUCACCAACAAAACAACAAUCGAAAAGACUAUUUUAAAUAUCGUAUAUUUAGUAGAACUGUGUACUACAAUGGCGUACUUAAGCGGUUGUGUGUAUUUUGCGCAGUGAAUUAUACAUUGGAGAAUUGUGUUCUAUUUUAAAUGUACUACUGCUUGAAAACAUUUUUAAUGCAAAUAUCCAUCGGUUAUCCCCGCUACCGUAGGAUCAAUCUGAAGCGUGUUUUCGCGUGUGUGCUGCCCUUCACUAAGACAGAGAAAAAGACGUCAUAGAUAGUGAAAUUUUAUAAAGCUUUUGUUCGAAACAUUAAUUAUACGGCAGUGAUUUGUUAUGUAAGAAGUUGAUAGUCAAUAAACAGAUGAAUAUAUGA
This is a messenger RNA of Armigeres subalbatus, 4839 nucleotides long. RefSeq names its product transmembrane protein 94. Bases 324 to 4457 code for a protein of 1377 amino acids. The record is from RefSeq and is a predicted model, not a curated record. The transcript is spliced from 9 exons. NCBI's taxonomy places the organism in Eukaryota, Metazoa, Arthropoda, Insecta, Diptera, Culicidae. Gene Ontology annotation, molecular function: nucleotide binding.